This is a messenger RNA of Fonticula alba, 2365 nucleotides long. RefSeq lists its product as hypothetical. The coding region runs from base 101 to 2278 and encodes 725 amino acids. Gene Ontology annotation, cellular component: cilium. The transcript is spliced from 4 exons. NCBI's taxonomy places the organism in Eukaryota, Rotosphaerida, Fonticulaceae. Gene Ontology annotation, biological process: microtubule cytoskeleton organization; protein polyglutamylation. The record is from RefSeq and is a predicted model, not a curated record. Gene Ontology annotation, molecular function: tubulin-glutamic acid ligase activity; tubulin binding.
CCCCACUUGCCUGCGCGCAGUUCCCUCGCGGGCAGCUCCCUCCUCCUCCCCCCCCCCCUGCCUCCUCCUCCCUCUCUUCCCCUUUGCCUGCUCUACCACGAUGGCCGAGGCGGCUGACACCCCCUCGGAUUACUCCUCGGAGGCCGAGUGCCAGGAUCUGCUGUCCUCCUUUCAAACCUGCCUGAAGGGCAUCGACCAUGAUCGGCUGUUUCGUUCGCGCGGUGCCCCUGCCUUCCUGUGGGAGCAUCUGCAGACAUUGGGCUGGACAUCCCACAAUGCCACUAGCCGACAGGUGGCCGAUGCCGAAGCCGUCGAUGUCGAGAUCCAGGCCCUGUCCAAGCAUGUGGAACAUCGAACGGCGGCUCUCCUGAAGGAGGAGACGGCCACCUUCCAGCCGCAGUGUGCCACGGCCAUGGGGCGCAUUUUCGACCGGCUGGAUGCCCGCCGCAUGGCCGCCGGCGAGCCGCUCCCCCGGACGGUUCGCCAGUUGCGCGAUUGCAACCAGCGUCUGCGAGACCUCUCGGCUUCCAAGAUCACCUACUCCCUCUUUUGGGAUGUGACUCGACCCUGCGCAAGCGAGUGGGCCUCCCUGCUGGAGUACACUCGCCACUGUCCCCGCGGCCUGGCAGUCAACCGGAUCCCCGGCUUGGCGCUACUUUCCAACAAGGCUCGCCUUGCUACCUUCCUCCAGGCAGUGGCCAAGGCGUUGGACGCCAUGGCCUCCAGCCACCCGGCCAGCUGCCGUCAUGCUCAUGGCCCCUGCCCGCGACUGCGCCUUUUCCAAGAGCUAGCCACAUACUACCGGCACCACAUGACCCCAGCGACGUAUGUCCUUCCGCGGGAUCUCGGCACUUUGCUCCGGGACCUGGCGCCUGGCUUGCUGAGCGAGAUGGCCUCGACGGUGGAUUCGCGGGGCAUGGACCUCCCGGCCGCCCCGGGCCCGGCGGGACCCUUGACCCUCGAGCAUGCACUCAUCAGCAAGCCCCCGCGCGAUUGUGGCGGCCGGGGGAUCUUCAUCACGCGUGACCUGGCUCAGGUGCUGCUGGCCAUGCCCGACAUGCCGGCCGCCAAUGACCCCUCGGGGUUGCCAUGCUCCGCUUCGCUGGCGGCCAUCCGGCGCCUGGGCUUGACCGCGCCACAGCCCACAUGCCAGCCCCGGCUGCCGCGAGCCCCGGCCCCGCGUAGCCUUGUUGCCCAGCAGUACCUCCACCGGCCGCAUUUGAUUGCCGGCUAUAAGUAUGACCUACGGGUGUAUGUGGUGGCAGUGCGCCGGCCGGCCGGGGCCGCCGCUGGUCCCCCUCUCGACGUGUGGGUCUAUCGCGAGGGGCUCAUCCGGGUGUGCCCCUUCCCGUAUCCACCUGCCCGGUCGGGCCUCUCCCCCGGUGUGGAGCCCGAGUUUGACAACCUCCAUGCGCACCUGACCAACACCUGUCUCAAUCGGGAUUGGUUUGAUGCGGCUGUCGGCAAUGGCAGCGCCAAUGGCACCGACAUGGGCAGCAGCGCCAGCAGCAUCGGCGCCGGUGAUUCGGACUUCGAGCGGGAAGAAGAUGGCGCAGCCUCCGUCCAGGAUCCGGACGCGCUGCACUCGGUCGAGAGCUGCGUCCGCGCUGUUCGUGAGAGCCUCCAGCAUGAUGGCGCCCCGCCGGCAUGGCCGCUUUCCACUGUCUGGGCAUACAUCGAUGAUGAGCACCGGCGCACGUCCGGUCCCCCCUGCACUGAGGGCCCCAGCCCGAGCCAACGCAUUCGUCGGGAUAUCUACCGGCUGGUGUCGCGCACGCUGGUCCCGCUCUCCGAGGCCCCGGCAAAUAGGGAGCUGUACUUCCCCUGCGAGACAUCCGCCCCCGCAAGUGACCGGGGGCUCUUUUGCUUUGAGCUUUAUGGCUUUGAUUUGAUGCUCCACCGGGCGGCGGGCGGCCAGGAUGCCCCGCUUCAGCCGGCUCUCUUGGAGGUCAACCAGAACCCCUCCCUGUCACCGGGGCUCGGUGAUGCAGACCACCGGAUCAAAGCCGCUCUGAUUGGCUCGCUGGCCGAGCUGGUGGAGGCCCGCAACCGGGUGCCGGCCCCAGGGGCCAUCUUCGACUGGGUCACCUGCCGAUCAGGGCAUGACGACCCUGACACGGCAACCACCGGCCCGCAGUUUGAUUUCCUCCCGGCUGAGGAUUUCUGGACGGCCGAUGGCUUGCCGGCUUGUGGGGACAUUCAGGAUGCGACCGGUGGUCUCGCAGGCGAGACCAUCUUCCAAUCCAUGGCCGCUUUCUGGCCGAAUGUCAAGAUCUAAGUGGUGAUCCCUCGAAUGUCUCUGCCAUGCCUUGCAUCUUUGUGAAAGGGCCACCAAUGGCUCUGUCUGUCUGUGUGUGUGUGUGUG